Molecule: messenger RNA, 954 nt
Organism: Spirometra erinaceieuropaei
Lineage: Eukaryota; Metazoa; Platyhelminthes; Cestoda; Diphyllobothriidea; Diphyllobothriidae
Source: the annotation of a GenBank genome assembly
AUGAAGGAGGAAGAGAACGACCAGCUGGCCUUCCUGGAUGUCCUCGUAUGCCGCAAGGAUUGUGGUGGACUAAAGACCAAAGUGUUCAGGAAAGCGACAAAUACGAUGCAAAUACUGAACUUCAACAGCAACCAUCCAAUCAGUCACAAACGCAGUUGUGUAAGGACGCUCUAUCGGCGUGUCGAAACGCAAUGCAAUGAGCCGGAAGACAAGAUUGGUGGACUACAAUAUCUCCGACGGGUAUUCAAAGCCAAUGGCUGCCCGCGCAACUUUGUCAACCGGUGCAUACGCAAAAUGGACGAAAGGCCUAACCGUACGGACACCAAAGUUUGGCGAGCGCUUCCAUAUGUCAAGAAAGUUUCGGUAGCUGUUGGCCGCCUUCUCGCACCACUUGGGGUUGGAGUUACACACAGGCCAGAGGCAACCAUUAGGCGUCAAUUGAUGAAACCAAAAGACCCACUGCCACGGCAAGAAACGUCUGCAGUCGUUUAUCGGAUCUGGUGCAGUUGCGGACAAAGCAACUACAUUGGAGAAACCGGAAGACAGCUCCGAGCGCGAAUGGCCGAACACGCUGCAGUAGUGCGGAGAAAUGACGCCAGCUCUCAAGUUGCGGCUCAUUCGACGGGUUCCGGCAACGCAUUCAAAUUUGACGAGGCCGAAAUUCUCGCAAGAGGUGACAACCGCGUAAGCCGGGAGCUGCUUGAGUCAUGGUUCACUGGCCUCCAGUCUAUUAACAAGUGCAAUGAUCUUCCCAUUCAAUACAGCGUGCUGAGACUUCGUCUAGGCGGAGAAAUUGGCCACGUGGGGAGCGCACUGGUGAACACUCUUCCCAACACCCGGGUCGGUGCGUCAGAUGGUCGAGCAAUCAUCACACCAACAUCCAACGCACGUGAUGAAAUUGCAGCAAUUAACGACGCGAAUAUCGGCCAUCACACCACGUGCAACGAUUCCUGA